Molecule: messenger RNA, 4790 nt
Organism: Myotis brandtii (Brandt's bat)
Lineage: Eukaryota; Metazoa; Chordata; Mammalia; Chiroptera; Vespertilionidae
Gene: ARPP21
Product: cAMP-regulated phosphoprotein, 21kDa
Exons: 21
Coding region: 975-3527 (850 amino acids)
Cellular component (GO): cytoplasm
Molecular function (GO): nucleic acid binding
Source: RefSeq, a predicted model, not a curated record
GUGGCACCGAGGGACGGACCAGGGCUGGCUGGCUCCGAGUGGGACUGAGAGUGACGGCGCCACGGACAGGUGCGAGCAGUUAGCUUGAGACAGUGGGGAGGCAGAGGCAGAAAGAAAGGAGAGAGAGAGAGAGAGAGAGAGAGAGAGAGAGCGCAUUCGCGCGCUCCUUCCCCUGCAGACACCCUCCUCUGUCAGAGGGAGAGGCUGGGGGGCUCGGAGAGGGGCGCGCACAGAAGAUGGCUAGAGGGACCCUGCAUGGCUAGUGGGACCAAGAGACGAACAGACAGACCCACUCAGGCACGGACCGCCAGCGAGAGCGGCAGCUCUGAGAACUGAGCGCAGGAAAGCCAGAAACCCGCGCUGUGCUUCCCGGUGGAGCAACAGACAGACAGACGUGGGAAGGGACAGACUGGCAGACAGGAGGUGGGGGCACGUUCACGCCCAGCAGCCACUCCAACAGAGAAGGCGGCGCGCCCCCAGAGCGUGUCCGGAGCAGCAGCCAGCAGCGGGGGUGCGGGGUCGCCAGCUGGAACCACCAGCGUGACCAUAGCGGUGGUCGCCACAGCCUUGCCAGGAUCGCAGCUGCCAACGCUGUAAAAACCUCCUUUUACCAGCAGUUAAAUAAAUCGACCAAAAAAAAAAAAGCCAAGCCAAAUCAAACAAAUCCAGCCAAAUCAAUCAUUGAAAAAACAAACAUAUUAAUAAAAGCCAAAAACUUAAUCAAGGCACCAAGACGCUGGGGGGAUAUCCACUGUGCGGUCAAGGUUGACGAUGUGUCACACUGUGUGAGGGAGUCGCAUGGCCAUGGGCCUUCCGCACUGUUAAUGGGGACAUGGGACUCCGCUUGCCUCUGAUCUGCGUGGAUUUUCCCGGUGCAGAAAGACAGAAGCCACUAGUGAAGUCACCGAGACCUACAGCAGGAAUUCUGUGCCAAAGGCCAUCAAAGCUUGCUAUUUUCAUUUGCGUCUGAGAGGAUGUCUGAGCCAGGGGACCUGAGUCAGGCCAUCGCGGAGGAAGGCGGGCCGGAGCAGGAAAGGACCACUCCGGAGAACGGCAUCGUCAAGUCGGAGAGCCUGGAUGAGGAGGAGAAGCUGGAACUGCAGAGGCGGCUGGCAGCUCAGAACCAAGAAAGAAGAAAGUCCAAGUCAGGAGCAGGGAAAGGAAAACUGACCCGCAGUCUUGCUGUCUGUGAAGAAUCCUCAGCCAGACCCGCAGGGGAAAGUCUCCAAGAUCAGGAAUCAAUUCAUUUACAGCUUUCCAGUUUCCCCAGCCUGCAAGAGGAGGAUAAAUCUAGGAAAGAUGACCCUGAAAGAGAAAAAGAAAAGGAUAAAAACAAAGAUAAAUCCUCUGAAAAACCCAAGAUCAGAAUGUUAUCAAAAGAUUGCAGCCAAGAAUACACGGAUUCUACAGGCAUAGACUUACAUGAGUUUCUGAUUAACACGCUAAAGAAUAAUUCCAGGGAUAGGAUGAUACUCUUGAAAAUGGAGCAGGAGAUUAUUGAUUUCAUCAGUGACAACAAUAACCAUUACAAAAAGUUCCCUCAGAUGUCCUCCUAUCAGAGGAUGCUCGUCCAUCGUGUGGCCGCUUACUUCGGGUUGGACCACAAUGUGGACCAGACAGGGAAAUCCGUCAUCAUCAAUAAGACCAGCAGCACGAGAAUACCAGAGCAAAGGUUUUGUGAACAUUUAAAAGAUGAAAAAGGUGAAGAAUCCCAGAAGCGGUUUAUCUUGAAGCGAGAUAACUCUAGUAUUGAUAAAGAAGACAAUCAGCAAAACAGAAUGCAUCCAUUUAGAGAUGACAGACGAAGUAAAUCAAUUGAAGAGAGAGAAGAGGAGUAUCAGAGAGUGAGGGACAGAAUAUUUGCACACGAUUCAGUUUGCUCCCAGGAAAGCCUUUUUGUGGAAAACAGUAGGCUCUUGGAAGACAGUAACAUAUGCAAUGAGACCUAUAAGAAAAGACAGCUCUUUCGGGGCAACCGAGAUGGCUCGGGGAGGACGUCGGGGAGUCGGCAGAGCAGCUCGGAGAACGAACUCAAGUGGUGCGACCACCAAAGGGCCUGGAGCAGCACGGACUCCGAAAGCUCCAACCGCAAUCUCAAGCCCGCCAUGACCAAGACGGCGAGUUUUGGGGGCAUCACGGUGCUGACCAGGGGUGACAGCACGUCCAGUACCAGGAGUACCGGGAAGCUGUCCAAAGCAGGUUCUGAGUCGUCCAGCAGUGCCGGCUCCUCGGGAUCGCUGUCCCGCACCCAUCCGCCUCUCCAGAGCACACCCCUGGUCCCGGGCGUGGCGGCCACUUCUCCUGGCUGCGUGCCCUACCCGGAGAAUGGGAUGGGGGGCCAGGUCGGUCCAGGCAGCACCAGCUACAUCCUCCUUCCACUGGAAGCUGCAACAGGCAUCCCGCCCGGAAGCAUCCUUCUGAAUCCGCACACAGGUUCGUGUAUCAUUUCCUCUGCUUUGGCAGGGACUCAAGACCAGAAGUUUGUUCUCGUGCUCAGUCUUAGGAUUUUACUAGCCAGUUAUUUGAAAACGAGAGCGGCCCAGCAGCAGCCCCGGCAGCAGCCCUCUCCUCAGCCGCAGCAGCAGGUGCAGCCACCGCAGCCACAGCCCGCUGGUCCGCUGGUCCCUCAGUCUGUCCAGGGGCUGCAGGCUUCCUCCCAGUCAGUGCAAUAUCCAGCAGUUUCUUUUCCUCCCCAGCAUCUCCUGCCUGUGUCUCCAACGCAGCAGUUCCCUAUGAGAGAAGACGUGGCAACACAGUUCGGUCAGAUGAACCUGAGCAGGCAGUCCUCAGGAGAGACCCCUGAGCCCCCAUCCGGCCCUGUCUACCCACCAUCCCUCAUGCCACAGCCUAACCAACAGCCCAGCUAUGUCAUUGCCUCCACGGGCCAACAGCUCCCCACAGGCGGGUUCUCAGGCUCUGGACCUUCCAUCUCUCAACAAGUCCUCCAGGCCCCUCCCUCCCCACAGGGAUUUGUGCAACAGCCUCCACCUGCACAGAUGCCCAUAUAUUACUACCCGUCUGGUCAGUACCCUACCUCAACCACGCAGCAGUACCGGCCCAUGGCCUCGGUUCAGUACAGUGCUCAGAGGGGCCAGCAGCUGCCGCAGACAGCACAGCAAGCAGGUUACCAGCCCGUCUUGUCUGGUCAACAGGGGUUCCAAGGCCUGAUGGGAGUGCAGCAGGCUCAGAGUCAGAGCGUCAUGAGCAACCAACCAGGAACUCCGGUGCAAAGUGUGAUGGUCUCCUACCCAACAAUGUCUUCUUAUCAGGUGCCAAUGACCCAGGGUUCUCAAGGACUGCCCCAGCAGUCAUACCAACAGCCAAUCAUGCUACCUAACCAGACAGGUCAAGGGUCACUCCCAGCCACUGGAAUGCCUGUUUACUGUAACGUCACACCACCGACCCCUCAGAACAACCUUCGGCUGAUUGGCCCACACUGUCCCUCCAGCACUGUCCCCGUGAUGUCAGCUAGCUGCAGGACAAACUGUGCGAGUAUGAGCAAUGCCGGGUGGCAGGUCAAAUUCUGAGCGCUCUGGCUGUGGUACAUUUCUUCAGAUAUUACUCAUGGCCUUUAUGAGAAGAGGAGCAAAAAUGGGAAAACUGACUGAGGACUUAACUAUUCACUCAACACUCAAAUGAUUGCUGCUGGUAUUCUGUAAAAAAAAACAAAAACAAAAACAAAGACUAAUACACACAUUAGCUGGUUAAUGGUGCAUAUUUCUGUCAUGUCUGCUAGGUAUGCCUUUAUAGCUUAGCUAGUGACAUGAAUUCAUCAAGGUAAGAUUUUCUCCUACCACUGAAUACCACUGUGUAGACCAUAAUAUCCCUAAUUUGGAUUAUUAGUUUUGUACUUUGUGUUGAGUUUGUGAUGCUAAAAGUAUUUAAAAAUUAUAUACUGAACUCAUAUUGUACCAAAGCUGUAAUGGAAAAGCAAAGAAUUGAUGACUGGAAGGAAUAAUUUAUAUACACUAUAGAGUUUUCUUUUUUUAAUGGAUAUAUACUGUAUUGUAGUGUUCAAUCAAAAAUAAAACUAUUUGACCUUAUGGAGGAAGGUCAUGUUUUUACCACCAGUUUGGUUCACUCUCUCUUCCAAUAUGUGUUUGCUUAUAUGUCACUGGUUUCCCCUUUGAGCUCUAUUUCAUGAAUAAGGCACGGAACAGAUGUUCCAGGGGUUUGUAAGUGAACUGGAAUCACAUUGUAGGCAAACACUUAGCCAACUGCAAUCCCUUGUCCUCAUACGACAGGGGUCCCAGCAGUUAGAUGGCAUCUAUUUCAUCCAUUUGUUGACUUCACAUUUUUGAAAUACAUACCUUGGUUUUAGUAUUAGGCCUAUUGAAUACAUGUAGCUAUUCUUCCCCAGUUAGGAAAACCUGAGUGUCUUGGUAACAGCAGUCCUAUAUCAAACCCUGUUUUACCUUCAUUCAAGUUCCAUCUACCUGGAAAAUAAGAUUUCUUCUCUUAAGGGGAAAUUAGAAAGGGAUGCUCUAAUUCCAUUGAUUAUAUUGGGUCAUAUGAUGUCACCUGCCACUCGUAUUUGACUCAGAGGCUGAUGUUUGUCCCAGUAACUGAAUAAGGUAAAAUAUAGCAAUCAUUUAGUCACAAAGAUUGAGAACAUUGGCAAAAACUUCUUUAAAGAGGCUUGUUCCAGGCACUGGCCAGGUAGCUUGAUUGGUUAGAGCACUGUCCCAGCACACCGACGUUGUGGGUUCGAUCUCGGGUAAGGGUGCAGACAAGAAUCAACAAGGAAUGCAUAAAUAAGUGAACAACAAAUCGAUGUUUCUUUCUCUCUC